Pseudoliparis swirei is the source of this 904-nucleotide messenger RNA. It is a transcript of the gene gpx7, whose product is annotated as glutathione peroxidase 7. Bases 20 to 577 code for a protein of 185 amino acids. The record is from RefSeq and is a predicted model, not a curated record. The transcript has 3 exons. Gene Ontology annotation, molecular function: glutathione peroxidase activity. Lineage: Eukaryota; Metazoa; Chordata; Actinopteri; Perciformes; Liparidae. Gene Ontology annotation, biological process: response to oxidative stress.
UAGACUGUAAAGAAUAAAGAUGCUUCCAGGAGCACUCGCCGUGUUGUUGACUCUAUUCAGCCUCAUUGAGACCAAAGAGAAAGACUUUUAUACUUUUAAAGUUGUGAACAUCAGGGGAAAGUUAGUGUCCCUGGAAAAAUACCGGGGUUCGGCGUCCCUGGUGGUGAAUGUAGCCAGUGACUGUGGCUUCACUGAAAAGCACUACGGAGACCUGCAGCAGCUCCAGCGGGACUUUGGGCCAUAUCACUUCAAUGUGCUGGCCUUCCCCUGCAACCAGUUCGGGCAGCAGGAGCCCGGCAGCGACAAGGAGAUCGACAGCUUUGUUCGCAGAGUGUACGGAGUCUCCUUCCCCAUGUUCAGUAAAAUCGCUGUCGUCGGAACCGGAGCCAACAAUGUCUACAAGUACCUCGUUGAGUCUUCUGAAAAUGAGCCUGACUGGAAUUUCUGGAAGUAUCUCAUUGAUGUGAAUGGGAAAGUGUUGGAUGCAUGGGGCCCAAAGGUUCCUGUCAAAGAAAUCAGACCCAAAAUAUCUGAAAUGGUGCGGCAGAUAAUCCUAAAGAAGAAAGAAGAGCUUUAACCUGCUGUUAAGGUUACGGGUUAGAUUUUAAGAGGUAAACUAAACACAUUUAUUUUACUUGUACAAUGAGUCUUUGUUUUACUAAACCAUUAGUAAGUCACAUAGAAAAAGCAAGUUAUCCUUGCUCUAAUGAAAGCACUGAUGAAACAUCAAAAAAAAAAAAAAAAAUCAAGAUCAAGUUUUACAUCAGGUGGAUGACAUUUGAAGCUGCAACUUUGAUCCAAAGAGCUCCUGUUUUCCUAUUUGUUUGCCUUGUGGAUUAUGUGUUUGGCUGAUGAUCACGUCUGAUUUGAUCGAAUAAACAUUUACUGUGAUGAGAGAAAGGUA